Rubroshorea leprosula is the source of this 1201-nucleotide messenger RNA. The record is from the annotation of a GenBank genome assembly. Lineage: Eukaryota; Viridiplantae; Streptophyta; Magnoliopsida; Malvales; Dipterocarpaceae.
UUUGACAAUGUGCCCUUAACUCUUUAAAUUAUGAAAUUUGCUCAUAAUCCACUUUUAGUUUGCAAAAUAUGCAUUUAACCCCAAGUUUUAUUAAUAUUGAAGACGGUUACUCUCUUUCCUCUGUAAACCACCUUCAUGUUCCGCCGAGACACUGUAAUACUCUCAUCAUCAAACCUCGCCAAAACCCGCCUCCACCUCGCACGGUAGCUCUCGGCGCAGUUCGCCCUUUCCUCUGCACCGCCGCGAUUUCAUCAGAAAAACUCAGCUUUGGGAGCUCGAGAAUGAAGCUGAAGGUGGUCUGUAGGAAACUGUACGAUUACAUUCGCUACGAUCUCAAAGAAAUCGCGUUUCCGUCGUCCUUGCCGGAUCCUCCUCAUCGUGUCAAAAAGCAGCGGAAAUUGACUUGGCAGGAGUGGAUUUUAGUAUUGAAGAAGGCUUCUAGACUAUAUGUUGCAAGCUGGGUACGGGAUAUUGGUCCUGAUCUUCGACCAAAUGAUUAUAAGAAGGAUGAAACAAGUGAAGAUAAAUCAAAUGAAGCUAAGAGUACGCCUAAAGAGAAAGAACCUUCAACAUUAGAAGAUCUUGCGGUUGCUGCUAGGGGAGGCAUGGAGACAUUAAGGCCUGCUUUACAGCGGGUGUACAUGACAAGAGCUUCUGCAUAUAGAGAUGCUCUCAAGAGUUUUAUAGAAGGAUAUCAAGAAGGUAUCCAGCAAGUCAUGGAGAAGAAGGAAGACUCCAAGGCUCAACAAGAAGGUGAUACCCAGAAAAAGUCACCCUCGCCCUGACUUAGGACUUAGGAGCUCAUACUAGUCAAUUUAUGUGAGUAUUUCUUUGCGUAUGUAUGGUUCUUUGAAGUAAAAGAGCUUUGGUAGAGCUGGGUUGGCAUGAGAUCUCAAGUUAAGCAUGAUCUAUUCCUUUUGGGACUUUCAUUGUACUGGAAGCAAAAUGUGAAACAGUAAAAGGUGAAAGGAAUGAAUAGAAUGGGAUUAUCUAUUGUAUAUUUAAUGAAAUAUCUUUGGAUUAAUUUUCCAUUCCUGUUGAUGAAGAUUUUCCUCAUUACUUAGGCUUUGAAAUGCAUCAGGAUCUAGAAUUGCUUGAUGCUUUAUGCUUUAUGCGUUUACCUUUUCUUAUAUUUGAAUAAACAUUUGCAUUCCUUUGCUUCUGGAAAUGUAAUGGAUGUCCAAAGUGCACUACGCUUAUU